Molecule: messenger RNA, 512 nt
Organism: Loxodonta africana (African savanna elephant)
Lineage: Eukaryota; Metazoa; Chordata; Mammalia; Proboscidea; Elephantidae
Gene: NOP10
Product: NOP10 ribonucleoprotein
Exons: 2
Coding region: 83-277 (64 amino acids)
Biological process (GO): snRNA pseudouridine synthesis; rRNA pseudouridine synthesis; ribosome biogenesis
Cellular component (GO): box H/ACA snoRNP complex
Molecular function (GO): snoRNA binding; telomerase RNA binding
Source: RefSeq, a predicted model, not a curated record
GACAAAGGCGUGUGGCAGUGGGGCAGACUGAGUGGCAGAAGCGGUUGUAGAGGCAGUUGGAGUGUCUGGCCUAAGUGUCGUCAUGUUUCUCCAAUAUUAUCUUAACGAGGAGGGAGAUCGGGUCUAUACGCUGAAGAAGCUUGACCCUAUGGGACAACAGACCUGUUCAGCCCAUCCUGCUCGGUUCUCCCCAGACGACAAAUACUCGCGACACCGAAUCACCAUCAAGAAACGCUUCAAGGUGCUUAUGACCCAGCAACCGCGUCCUGUCCUCUGAGAGUCCUUCAUAUUUGGUGUCUCUUCUGCCGUCUGCUACCCCUUGGAGACUUUGGGUAACCAAGCUCUGCAGCCUGUGAGCCUUCAAGCCUUGUUUACCACCCUUGCUGUUUGGAAUUCAGCAUUUGAUCUUGUUGGUGUUAGGGAAUCACGGUAGCAUUUCCUUUAAAGGGAACAAAUUGGAAUUUUCAUAUUGUGAAUCACUGUCAUGUUAUUAAAAACAAAAUAACUUGAAA